UACGCCUUCAAUUUUUCUCACACUUCUCUAAUCAGGCUCCCACACCCGUUGUAGGUCCACAGUGCUUUGCUGGCGGCCGAGCGCACAUGCUCUAUCGUUGGAAGACAUACGAGUGAGGAUCUGACCGGGUCCGCCCUGAGUCUGAGUGGAUGUAUCCGGCCUUAGUAGGGACGUGUGUCCGUGUGCGGUUGUCACUUUUGGGCCUUGGUUUCCUUUAAGUCCUGUGCAGCCACCCCAUUUUGUUCAGAAAUAAAAAAACAUAAAAAACCGGGGGCAGCCAUCAUCAUGGAGAAGGGCAGCGCGAUCGUGGUGGUGUUCUUGCUCUGUUUCGCCGCCGUGAGAGCGGAGGACCCCUACUUGUUCUACACCUGGAAGGUCACCUACGGCGUCAUAUCCCCGAUGGGGAUUCCCCAGCAGGGUAUCCUCAUCAACGGGAAAUUCCCGGGUCCCAGGGUUAAUUGCACGUCCAACAACAAUAUCAUUGUUAACGUGUUCAACGAGCUUGACGAGCCUCUUCUUUUCACAUGGAGCGGGAUCCAGCAGAGGAAGAACUCGUGGGUGGAUGGCACUCCGGGGACAAUGUGCCCGAUCAUGCCGGGCACAAACUUCACCUACAAGUUCCAGGUGAAGGACCAGAUCGGGAGCUAUUUUUACUUCCCGACCACGGGCCUUCACCGUGCGGCCGGAGGGUAUGGGCCGAUCAAUGUCCAUAGCCGCGCUCUCAUCCCCGUCCCGUUCGACUCCCCCGCGGAGGAGUUUGACGUUUUCCUCAGUGAUUGGUACACAAAGGGACACAAGACGUUGAAGAGGAUAUUGGACAGCGGUCGGUCCAUCGCGAGGCCUGAUGGCCUUGUGAUCAAUGGGAAGCAUGGGAAGGUUGGCGAUAACGUUGCGCCCCUUUUCACCAUGGAAUCCGGAAAGACUUACAGGUACAGGUUUUGCAAUGCGGGGAUGAGGACGUCGGUGAACUUCAGGUUUCAGGGGCACACGAUGAAGCUGGUGGAGAUGGAGGGUUCACAUACGGUGCAGAACAUUUACGACUCCCUGGACCUUCACGUCGGCCAGUGUCUCUCCGUUCUUGUGACCGCCGAUCAGAAGCCUAAGGAUUACUACUUGGUCGCCACCAGCAGAUUCUUCAAGAAGCAAUACUCCACGGUGGCUGUUAUCGGUUACGCUGAAGGGAAAGGCGUAACCGCUUCCCCGGAAAUUCCGCCCCCUCCCAAGGAAAACACGGAAGGCAUCGCGUGGUCAAUCAACCAGUUCCGAUCCUUCAGGUGGAACCUCACCGCCAGCGCCGCCCGGCCGAACCCGCAGGGAUCCUACCACUACGGCCAGAUCAACAUCACCCGCACAAUCCGAAUCUUAAACUCAAAGGUCCAGGAAGGGGGAAAGCUCCGAUACGCGCUCAACGGCGUCUCCCACGCCGACCCCGAGACCCCCCUGAAGCUCGCGGAGUACUUCCAGAUCCCAGAGAAGGUCUUCGAGUACGACGUCAUGAGCGACGCGCCUCCGUCGGAUCUCAAGAAGAUCAAAUCCGCCGCGAACGUCGCCAACGCCACGUUCCGCAACUUCGUGGAGAUCGUGUUCGAGAACCGGGAGCGGAGCAUCCAGACGUACCACGUGGACGGGUACUCGUUCUUCGCGGUGGGGAUGGAGGCGGGGAGGUGGGGCCUGGAGAAGAGGAGGAACUACAACCUGGUGGACGCGGUGAGCCGGCACACGAUCCAGGUGUACCGCUUGAGCACCCGCCGCCACUACUGCUGCGACCUGUUGCGGCCUUACACCUUAGACUCUAGCCUCUACACCCUCUUCUGCAUGGACCCCGUCGUCUACAUGAAGUCGCAGGAAAGAGGCCGCUCUAGAAACUCCCUGCUCAUGUUGAACGGCCUGUUGGUCGAAGAGACGCCGGAGCAGUUCCCGCGGAGGUACGGUGGACCGUACACAAUAUAAAUACAUUUGAAUUUUUUAAGAAUUUGAUUAUUAAUUUAAUUUUUUAGAAAUUUUAAAAAUUCAAGACUUCGAUUAUUAUUAAUCAAAGAAGAAAAAGAAAGGGAAGGGAGGUGUAAUUGUACAGUAUUGUUUUGAUUGUGAACAGAAAUAUUACCAAGCUGGAGCAUCACUCUGGCUAAAUUGGCGUAAAUAUUUUUUACUCCGUCCCUCUUAAUUUGAUUACAAAUUGCGAGUUACGAAGUAAAAUUUUCUACUUUUU
Cuscuta campestris is the source of this 2209-nucleotide messenger RNA. Lineage: Eukaryota; Viridiplantae; Streptophyta; Magnoliopsida; Solanales; Convolvulaceae. The record is from the annotation of a GenBank genome assembly.